GCAUAGACUCUGUUGUCGUCAGUGCCAUCUUUUCCAGGAAGCUGAAAUCUGUACCAACAGAAACUCAACAAAAAGGAAGAAAAUAAGAUCAACCAUUCUCAAACCAACUCUCCUUCUCCAUUUCUCUCAUUCUUCCACAUUCUGCCAUUCAAAUUCGCCUCAGCAUUCUACCAUUGAAACAGAGCAAACACAGAGAAGGAGAAAUGGUCGCCGGUGGUGCCGGAGGAGCCCAGAAAGUGGACGAGUUUCAGCCUCAUCCAAUCAGAGAGCAACUUCCCGGCAUCGAUUUCUGCAUUUCCAGCUCUCCGACAUGGCCCGAAGUCAUACUUCUGGGAUUUCAACACUACUUAUUGAUGCUCGGAACUACUGUUGCAAUCUCCACUAUAAUCGUUCCUUUGAUGGGAGGUGGAAAUGUGGAGAAGGCCGAAGUGAUAAACACUUUGUUGUUUGUUGCUGGAAUUAAUACAUUAUUACAAACCUGGUUUGGAACCCGGUUGCCUGUGGUGAUUGGUGGGUCGUAUGCCUUCAUCAUCCCAGCUAUCUCCAUAGCUUUGUCUCGAAGAUUCAAUUUCUACAUUGAUCCUCAUCAGAGGUUCAAAGAAUCAAUGAAGGCUUUACAAGGAGCAUUGAUAGUUGCAUCUUUCCUGCCAAUGAUAGUUGGGUUUUUGGGGUUUUGGAGGAUUGUUGCUAGGUUUCUCAGCCCUUUAUCUGCAGUUCCUCUUGUAACUCUCACUGGACUUGGCCUCUUUGCACUGGGUUUCCCUCAACUUGCCAAUUGCGUUGAAAUUGGACUUCCAGAAUUGAUCAUAGUGGUUAUAUUAUCUCAGUAUAUACCACCCCUGAUGCAAGGCAGACGAGCCAUAUUUGAUCGAUUUGCAGUUAUUUUCUCCAUUGCAAUUGUUUGGGCAUAUGCUGAGAUAUUGACUGCAGCUGGUGCAUAUAAAAAUAGACCUCCCAGUACUCAAUUCAGUUGCCGCACUGACCGUUCUGGGCUAAUUCGUGCUGCCUCCUGGAUAAAGGUUCCUUAUCCAUUUCAAUGGGGGCGUCCUAGUUUUGAUGCUGGAGAUAUCUUUUCAAUGAUGGCUUCUGCCCUCGUUGCUCUCAUUGAGUCUACAGGAACAUUCAUUGCAGCUGCAAGAUAUGGGAGUGCCACACAUAUACCGCCAUCUGUUCUAAGCCGUGGAGUUGGUUGGCUGGGGGUAGGAACUUUGCUGGAUGGAUUAUUUGGCACUGGCGUUGGCUCCACUGCAUCUGUUGAAAAUGCAGGUCUUUUGGGUUUGACCCGAGUCGGAAGCCGAAGAGCUGUUCAAAUUUCUGCUGGGUUUAUGCUGUUCUUCUCUGUGCUAGGCAAAUUUGGUGCUGUCCUUGCUUCUGUACCCUUACCAAUAAUGGCAGCCUUGUACUGUGUCCUCUUUGCCUAUGUUGCUUCUGCUGGUCUUGGGUUACUUCAAUUCUGCAACCUCAACAGCUUUCGGUCAAAAUUCGUACUCGGAUUCUCUCUGUUCUUGGGCCUCUCUGUGCCCCAGUACUUCAAUGAGUAUCAUUUCAUUUCUGGGCAUGGUCCUGUUCAUACUAAAGCCAGAUGGUUCAACAACAUUAUGCAAGUGAUAUUCUCCUCACCAGCCACAGUGGCUGCAGUGGUUGCUUUCUUCUUGGACACCACACUGAUGAGGAACCAUAGCUCGACUCGUCGAGACAGCGGGCGCCAUUGGUGGGAGAAGUUUUGGUCGUUCAACGUCGAUACGAGAAGCGAAGAGUUCUACUCUCUUCCAUGGAACCUCAGCAGGUUCUUCCCCUCAUUCUAACUUCAUAAUCCUAAGGAAAAAAGGAGAGGAAAUGUUUGACAUUGUUUUGAGUUAAAAUGCUUGUUCUUUCCUGACAGUAAAGAUAGUAUAUAUAUAUAUAUAUGAACACAGAACUGUGAUUUGCUUGCUA
Cucurbita moschata (crookneck pumpkin) is the source of this 1935-nucleotide messenger RNA. RefSeq names its product nucleobase-ascorbate transporter 4. Gene Ontology annotation, biological process: transmembrane transport. The transcript has 14 exons. Gene Ontology annotation, molecular function: transmembrane transporter activity. Lineage: Eukaryota; Viridiplantae; Streptophyta; Magnoliopsida; Cucurbitales; Cucurbitaceae. Gene Ontology annotation, cellular component: membrane. The coding region runs from base 204 to 1805 and encodes 533 amino acids. The record is from RefSeq and is a predicted model, not a curated record.